AUACACGAAUACAAGAUUCCCGUGGGCAAGACAUAUACAUAUUGCUAGCAGGGUCCAUCCUCAACAACUUUGCAUAAAUAAUACAACAUUUAGGUACAAGUACAACCUUAUUUUGUUGAAUUUGUGUUUUCAAUCUCGAAGCUUGGGCAACCCAGAUGGCGAUCGGUUCUGGAGGAUCUUCCAUCGUGGUACCGAGGAACUUUAGAUUGCUGGAAGAACUUGAACGUGGAGAAAAGGGUAUUGGAGAUGGUUCUGUGAGCUAUGGGAUGGACGAUGCUGAUGACAUUUACAUGCGUUCAUGGACAGGCACCAUAAUUGGUCCUCACAAUACUGCACAUGAAGGUCGCAUAUAUACAUUGAAGCUGUUCUGCGACAAAGAUUAUCCGGAUAAGCCUCCAACUGUUCGUUUUCAUUCUCGCAUCAAUAUGACUUGUGUCAAUCAUGAAACUGGGGUGGUCGAAUCAAAGAAGUUUGGAAUGCUGGCGAAUUGGCAGAGAGAGUUCACUAUGGAACACAUACUGACUCAGCUGCGCAAAGAAAUGACCAUCUCUCAGAACCGAAAGCUUUCCCAACCUCCGGAGGGAACCUGCUUUUAAAAAAGAUGAACCCCUGAAAAAUGCCUAUUCUAUAGUGCAAUACACUCAUGUUGUAGACUGAAAUCCCGUGUUUUGAUCAUAUGCAUCGGAUUACCUGGUUGGAGCCAAAUGACUUUAGUUUUCUUUAUAAGAGAUUUGACCUCUUUCCUCA
This is a messenger RNA of Daucus carota subsp. sativus, 747 nucleotides long. Its product is annotated as ubiquitin-conjugating enzyme E2 variant 1D. Gene Ontology annotation, biological process: DNA damage tolerance; protein K63-linked ubiquitination. NCBI's taxonomy places the organism in Eukaryota, Viridiplantae, Streptophyta, Magnoliopsida, Apiales, Apiaceae. The record is from RefSeq and is a predicted model, not a curated record. Bases 156 to 596 code for a protein of 146 amino acids. Gene Ontology annotation, cellular component: nucleus. The transcript has 4 exons.